Messenger RNA from Nyctereutes procyonoides (raccoon dog), 4113 nucleotides. RefSeq names its product potassium inwardly rectifying channel subfamily J member 10 (gene KCNJ10). Lineage: Eukaryota; Metazoa; Chordata; Mammalia; Carnivora; Canidae. Gene Ontology annotation, molecular function: inward rectifier potassium channel activity. The coding region runs from base 172 to 1311 and encodes 379 amino acids. The record is from RefSeq and is a predicted model, not a curated record. Gene Ontology annotation, cellular component: plasma membrane. Gene Ontology annotation, biological process: potassium ion import across plasma membrane; regulation of monoatomic ion transmembrane transport. The transcript has 2 exons.
CGGCCCAGCUCUGCCCCCGGCCGGCCCGACCCCGGCCGCGGCCCCCGGCCCAGCCCUUAUCUGAUCCCAGCUCCGGGUUUAAGAGUCCCGGCUCCGCCCGUCGCCCAGCUCGGUGCCUCGCUCCUGCCCGCCCCGUCCGUGCGUCCCGCUGCCCAUCCAGGGACCUCCAAGAUGACGUCUGUCGCCAAGGUGUACUACAGCCAGACCACUCAGACGGAGAGCCGGCCCCUCGUGGGCCCAGGGGUCCGGCGGCGCCGGGUCCUGACCAAGGACGGCCGCAGCAACGUGAGGAUGGAGCACAUCGCCGACAAGCGCUUCCUCUACCUCAAGGACCUGUGGACCACCUUCAUCGACAUGCAGUGGCGCUACAAGCUGCUGCUCUUCUCGGCGACCUUUGCAGGCACCUGGUUCCUCUUCGGCGUGGUGUGGUAUCUGGUGGCUGUGGCCCACGGGGACCUGCUGGAGCUUGGCCCCCCGGCCAACCACACGCCCUGCGUGGUACAGGUGCACACGCUCACGGGGGCCUUCCUCUUCUCCCUCGAAUCGCAGACCACCAUCGGCUACGGCUUCCGCUACAUCAGUGAGGAGUGCCCGCUGGCCAUCGUGCUUCUGAUUGCCCAGCUGGUGCUCACCACCAUCCUGGAAAUCUUCAUCACGGGGACCUUCCUGGCAAAGAUCGCCCGGCCCAAGAAGCGGGCGGAGACCAUCCGGUUCAGCCAGCACGCGGUCGUCGCGGCCCACAACGGGAAGCCCUGCCUCAUGAUCCGAGUCGCCAACAUGCGGAAGAGCCUCCUCAUCGGCUGCCAGGUGACGGGCAAGCUGCUUCAGACCCACCAGACCAAAGAGGGCGAGAACAUCCGGCUCAACCAGGUCAACGUGACUUUCCAGGUCGACACGGCCUCGGACAGCCCCUUCCUCAUUCUGCCCCUGACCUUCUACCACGUGGUAGAUGAGACCAGUCCCUUGAAAGACCUCCCCCUGCGCAGUGGUGAGGGUGACUUCGAGCUGGUGCUGAUCCUCAGUGGGACGGUGGAGUCCACCAGUGCCACCUGCCAGGUGCGCACAUCCUACCUGCCGGAGGAGAUCCUCUGGGGCUACGAGUUCACCCCAGCCAUCUCGCUGUCCGCCAGCGGCAAAUACAUCGCUGACUUCAGCCUUUUUGACCAGGUGGUGAAAGUGGCCUCCCCUGGCGGCCUCCGCGACAGCGCUGUCCGCUACGGAGACCCUGAGAAGCUCAAGUUGGAAGAGUCGUUAAGGGAACAAGCGGAGAAGGAGGGCAGCGCCCUGAGCGUGCGCAUCAGCAACGUCUGACGGCCUGGUUUCCCGCCUCCCCGUCCCUCUGGUGUGUCCUCUGUUGGCGUCCCGUCCCGGGGGAAGGCCGUCACCCCGGCUUCCCGGAGGGCCCCAGAAGCACCCAUCCUCCGCCCCCUCUGCUUUAACCUGGCAGCCUGCGGGUAGGCGAGGCCAACUGGAGUCCCAGCUUUCCUUCCAGUGUCCCCUGCACCCUCCCCCAAGAUACACAACCCCCCGACGCCGGGAGGGGGUGUGGAGAGGGAAGAUUAGGCUGCAGUGGCCCAGGACGCCUCAGCCAUGCUUGGAGACUCACAUUAGGAGGACCGUGCAGUUGGAUGGAUAGACUCCCCCCGCCUCCCGCCGCCACCAUCCAGGUUUGGUGACCUGAGGCCGCAGCCCCCACCCCCUCUCGUUCCCCACACGGCUAGUUCCCUGGGGCAAGACUCUGAUGGUCCUUUUGGGGUCUGUGCCUCGAGAUAUAAGGGAAUCUGGGUGAAUCCCUCCCGGGUCCUCUACCAACCCCUGUUGAAAGAAGUCAGGUUUUUCAGGGUGGUUCACUUCUGCCGGCAAAUUCUGACUAUAACGCAGGAGCUUGGUCACCAGUUUUCCCCCGUUUUGUCCAGUGGGACCUUCCCUUAGGAUACCUGGUUCUCCCUUAGCUGCCUCUGCUCCCAGAGACCUGGGGCCGACGCAGGAAAUAGGCCCCGGGCAGCAUCGCACCUGCACGCGUCCUGGAAUCAGACCUCUGCAGAGCUCUUGUCCAAAUCCCUGACGCUCUCCCGCAGACAGCCCAGGGAGCAUGUGUUGCCCUGUGGCCUGUGGAUGGGAUGGCCCUGCCAGCAGGUCCCCAGGCCCCACAGAGAGGUCUGGAGAGAUGUCCCAGACAUUUACAGGGCACGGAUCCCCUGGGAAAGUGCCACUGACCCUACCGUGAGGGAGGAGGAGUAAGCUCUCAGAUUUCCAGCCGGCUGUGUGGAGCCCCGGGGACCCGGCGGUGCUUUAUUGGGGUUUGGGCUGGGGUAGAACUGUGUGGCUGGCAGACAGCAUUGUCCCUGGCACCCCUGCCUGUGCCCCUCUGACAAGUGCCAGCUAUUUUGUUAGGCAGCGCUGGGAGGGAAGGAGACUACACGCCUCCUGAUCCAAUAACCAGGGUCUCCCUUAGCCAUUCCUGAGACUUGGGAUAGAGGGUCCCCAACCCCACCUCCUCUCCCCCGCGAGGACGCCACUUCCAGGUGAGUCAGAGGGCACACUUCAGGACAUCAACCUCAGGCCGUUCCUUGGUCCCUGGUGGGGGCUGUGCAAGGGGCUGAGAAGGGCGUACGGGCACCAGAAUUUUCUCUAAAGCCCCAAAUCCCAAAAGUGCCUCCACUGACAGUGGCUUGGCAUAGGGUCCCUGCACGAACCAUGGACCCGGUCAGUUGUUACAAGCCACACACUUCCCAGAACGCGUCCACGCGCCUGGGGCUGGACCCACGGUCACCUCAAGAUCUGCAUAAGAUCCUCUCAUGUGUGUCUUUCCUUGAACUCCGCUGACUCCGACCUGAAGACCCUUCAUUCUUCACUGACCGUACACCCCACCCACCAGCACUCCCAAGCUCUCAAGGGAACAAGACCCAGGAAAACGUGAAAAUCUGACACACAGAACGGAAGGCAAAGAGCCAGUGUCUGGGCUCCCAACUUUAUUCAACAUUAGACUUACCGGAUUUCUUCCAGGGUGGGGGGGCCGCAGUUCUGGCGUGAGCGUGAGCGCGUGCGCACCGGGACGCCCCCUCCACUGGCAAGCCGUUCUCCCCUAGCUUCCUCUGCACACAGCUGCAUCCCUCCUGAGGGUCUGGAAUCCCUUCUCCCUGGUCCCCUGCUGUCGGCUCCAGGCCCCCAGGCUGCUCAGAUUCUUGCUUAACACAAUGGGACAUUUUCUGACUUAACUGUUUUUGAUUUUGCUCUGCUACCCCAGACUUUGCUCUAAGCUGCACUUUAACGAGUCCUACUAUCCUCUUAAUACAGCCCGGCUUCAUCUGCCACAGGCCUCCCCAGAGGACAGUGCUCCCCACCCGCACCCUCCCCGGCUCCGCACAGCCUCUUCCUCGGAGCUGAAAUCCUUCUGCAGGCUAUCAGACGAGCUUCGGGAGCAGCCAGGUCCGGUGGGACGUGGGCCCCUGACCACACCAACCGUAGACUGGAACGUCAGGGAGCACUCAGCACCCACGGGAACAGGAGAGUCCUCACGGGCAAAACAACAGAGGGAGAGGGCACUCAGGGUGUGACGACGACGAUGACGGGGGUGGUGCUGACGGACCUCGCGAAACUCUCGAGACCAGUGUCCCCUGGACCAGCAGACGAGACGGAGGCGGAGGCUCGGGAAGUGGGACGUGGUACAUAGGGAGGCUGACCCGAGGAGAGAGACCGAGAGAGUAUGUGCAUGUAGAGAGAUGUCUAUGGAUGUACAUAGGACCAAACAUGCUGAAUGUACAGAAAGGAGAUCGUAGCACGGGGCGGAUACCCGGCUCUGGGUUCGGGGUCGGACUCCCCGGGUUUCCAGACCUGUGCCCGGUGAUCCUGGUUUGCACGUGCAAGAGGGACAGCUGAGGAGGCUUUCGGGUUUGAUGGCGGGAGAGGGAGGCGUGGAGGCCGCUCCUCAGAGGAGGAGACGCCCACUGAGGCUGCAGAUACUCCCCGCACCCAGGCCCGGGAGGGAGGAGGGAGCGGGAGGACUCGGGUGGCCGCUCGGCCACGGGCACCUAGAACCCACCUACGCCGCGCUCCACCCCGGCAGUGUCCUGUCACUGUAGCACUUUGGUUUUGGUUUUAAAAUAAAAGCAC